AUUUUAAAAUGUUAUAAAAUCUAAACUGUAGUCUCUAGAUGAAAAAUCAAAGAGAAUUAUAUGUUUUCGUAGACGUAGGCUUUAAAUAUAUUUACUUAUUACCAUUAAAUAUUCCAGUAUUAAAAUUACACUAUGCGUAACGUGGAAAUCAAAGCUAGAGUGCAUAAACAUGACGAAAUAUGUAAAAUAGCUGAAGAACUGAGCGGUGCACCGCCCAAAGUUAUAAAACAAGAUGAUACCUUCUAUAAUGUUCCCAACGGUCGUUUAAAAUUAAGAAUAUAUGGAGACUCGUCAGCUACAUUAGUGCGGUACGAUAGAAAUGACGAAGGCGGGCCAAAACUUUGUGAUUACGACCUAUUAGAAUUUACUGUGUCCGAAAGUGAGAAAUCUAAGAAAUUGGAUAAAAUGUUGAAACAAUGUUUAGGCGAACGAGGUCGUGUAGUAAAGGAGCGAAAACUGUACAUGGUUGGUCAAACCCGAAUACACAUAGAUACAGUAGAUAAUCUAGGUCAUUUUAUGGAGUUGGAGGUUGUUCUUCGUCCAGAACAGUCAGUGGAAGAUGGUCAGGUCAUUGCUAGAGACCUACAAUCAAAGCUGGGUGUUAAAGAUGAAGACUUAAUUGAUUGUGCUUAUAUGGACUUGAUUGAACGAGCCUGAACUUUUUGGUUGGUUGGUUUUAGUUUAAGUUUAAGUCUGUGGUAAAUAAAUUGAUAAAGAUUUUAAUGCAGCAUAUGUAUAAAAAUCAAUAAAAAAAGAAAAACAAAAUGCAAAAUCAUCUAUGAUAAGUAGAAAGAAGCAGAAUCAUGUGUGUACCAAGUUGAUUAACAUUGAUAGAAUAAUUCAAUUUCAAUUUAAUUCAAUUUUUUAUUUAAUGGCAAUUGUGUUUAGAAUAAUUAACUCAUGUUUUGAUUCAAUCUGCGUAUGUAAAU
Zerene cesonia (dogface butterfly) is the source of this 929-nucleotide messenger RNA. RefSeq lists its product as uncharacterized. The record is from RefSeq and is a predicted model, not a curated record. The transcript has 2 exons. Bases 133 to 657 code for a protein of 174 amino acids. Lineage: Eukaryota; Metazoa; Arthropoda; Insecta; Lepidoptera; Pieridae.